Molecule: messenger RNA, 2042 nt
Organism: Theobroma umbraticum
Lineage: Eukaryota; Viridiplantae; Streptophyta; Magnoliopsida; Malvales; Malvaceae
Product: HCP-like superfamily protein with MYND-type zinc finger
Molecular function (GO): protein binding
Source: RefSeq, a predicted model, not a curated record
UGCUCUCUCUUCCUUUUAAAGGACUUUUUUUUGUGCUUUCCCUCUUUUAUAUAAGGUCUGGGUUUGCUUUUUUUUUCUUUUAUUUUCUAUUUCCUCUCUUUAUCUCUUGAGCCGCUAGGAAAGACAGAGAAAGCAAGAGAGAGAAAGAACGGACGCUAAUUCAGAUAGGUAGAUUAGAUAGGGAUAUAGAGAGAAAUAGAAAUGAGAACAAGGAGAGGCCUUUGUUACCCUAGAGCCGAUGUUUUUGUAGAGAAGCUGGUAGUUAAAAGGAGAGAUUUCGCCGGGGAUAAUAUGGCAUGCCGGAAAAGGCAAAGAUUCUCGCCUGAGAUCGCUGGAAAGAGUGAUUUAUUCGAUGCUUUACCCGAUGAUCUUGUCAUUUCCAUACUGUGCAAACUGAGCUCCACCGCCCGUUGCCCUUCCGAUUUCGUCAACGUCUUGAUUUCAUGCAAGAGAUUAAACAGGUUAGCACUCCAUUCUAUGGUGUUAUCCAAGGCCUCUCCAAAAAUGUUUGCCAUUCAAGCCAAAAACUGGUCUGAUUCAGCUCACAGGUUCUUGAAGUCUUGCGCUGAUGCCGGAAAUGUUGAAGCUUGUUACACUCUCGGCAUGAUUCGUUUCUACUGUUUACAAAAUCGUGGGAGUGGAGCCUCUCUAAUGGCUAAGGCGGCGAUUAGCUCCCACGCGCCGGCGCUUUACUCCUUAGCUGUGAUUCAGUUCAACGGCAGCGGCGGCACAAAAAACGACAAGGACCUCAGAGCCGGUGUGGCUUUGUGCGCGCGAGCUGCUUUUCUGGGCCACAUCGAUGCCCUGCGUGAGCUCGGUCACUGUCUUCAGGACGGCUAUGGCGUCCGACAGAACAUCGCCGAAGGUCGUCGAUUCCUCGUCCAAGCCAACGCCCGAGAGCUCGCAGCGGUUUUAUCAUCAACUGCUGCUUCUAACAUCCCUACUCGCUCUUGGCUCACAUGGAGCCCACACCCGAUCCCGCACCCAAACCACCGUCAUCCGACCGUCCCAGGAUGCCCGUUGCUGAGCGAUUUCGGAUGCAAUGUGCCCGCGCCGGAGGCGCAUCCGGCUAGCAGGUUCUUAGCGGAGUGGUUCUCGGCUCGGGGCGGGAUGCCCGGCCCAGGAUUGAGGCUAUGCUCGCACGUGGGUUGCGGAAGGCCGGAGACAAGAAAGCACGAGUUUCGCAGGUGUUCGGUUUGUGGGGCUGUGAAUUACUGCUCACGCGCUUGCCAGGCUCUUGAUUGGAAGCUGCGCCAUAAAGCCGAGUGCGCGCCGGUAGAGCGGUGGCUGGAUGAAGAAGGUGACGGUGGCGAGGGAAACGGACCCGUUGAUGGGAACGACGACAUCAUCGCCGAGAGCUAAACACGUAACGGCGAUGUUAACGCCCAUGAAAAUGGGUGGCGAUAGGUGGUCCAAGCCCAACCCAUCUAAAGGGCAUUGGUUGGAGCUCCAGCUGUAGUUGAAAACAAAAUUUAUAGUACUGCCUGCUGCAGCAUCAAGAAGAUCCAAACGUACGUACUCGUAGAUUUCUUCCCUGUUUAAGGGGGUUGACUCUUGGUCUGGAUCCACAGUACAACCCCAGAAUGUACUACAAAACUGAACAGGAAUCAGGACGCAAAACCAACUUUAUUUUAAAAUUUUGGGUUAAGUUAAGCAGCACCGCAAAGAUUAGAAUGUCACAUCUGACCAACUGACCACACUGGAAUCAGCAGGACCAUGACUACACACCCCUCUGACCAUUGAAGCCACCUUUGGCUUGUGGUUGUUCGCAUUUGCUGCAAACAAGCAAUUUGAAAUAAAGGGUGGGGAGCAAACACCAGUGCACUCUAAAAUUAGGAGGCUGUUGGGACCUUUGUAUCAGUAACACCAAACCUGUUGUGUUUAUUGGAUGAUCCAGCAUACCAACCUUGGCUAAACAUGAAUUUUCGACGACCCAACACGAAAACAUAACCAAUGAGUGGAUGUUUAGCUCCAUCACCCAACAACAAAAACGUAACAAAUGACCUCGUGUUUAGCUCAACUUGUAGAAUAAGCACUACAAC